Messenger RNA from Musa acuminata AAA Group (dessert banana), 2813 nucleotides. Its product is annotated as probable pectin methyltransferase QUA2. Gene Ontology annotation, cellular component: cytoplasm. The coding region runs from base 462 to 2441 and encodes 659 amino acids. Gene Ontology annotation, molecular function: methyltransferase activity. The record is from RefSeq and is a predicted model, not a curated record. The transcript is spliced from 9 exons. Lineage: Eukaryota; Viridiplantae; Streptophyta; Magnoliopsida; Zingiberales; Musaceae.
GUGACAUAAGAGAGGCUCGUGAAGGAGAGCCAGGAGAACAGCAGUGGGAGUGGGAGAGAGAGAGAGAGAGAGACAGAGGAAAGAAGGCGGACUGAUCUCCCGUAUCCUCUUCUAUGCUGUGCUCGCCAUUUGGUUGGCGAGGGCGAGGGCGGCGAAGAAAUCAGGAGGAAAGAGAAUCCCAAGAUAAAGGUUCUUUGGGGAUGGUGAGAUGGCUGCGGGGGGGGCAGAGCUCUUGAGAUCUCCAUUCUGAAAAAAAGCUGGGAUUUUUCUGGCGCUCUCUUCCGUUCAGUCGACGACCCCUUUGUAAAGUUUGCUCCUUGAAUUGCUUCAUGCCUUCGGGUUUGCGUUCCCGUGGUAUCGGAAUCAACGUUGGGCUCUAUUGAACAAUAGAAGAUAGAAGUCGAGGCGCAAUCCUGCGCGCUUUACUGAAACGGAACUGAGUUGGAGCAGGGAAGAAGGCGAUGUCGAGGCCGCUGUACCGUGGGUUCUCCGGUGGCGGAAGGGGAAGCGGCGGCAACGGCCAUGACUUCUUUGAUGUGAGCUAUCAGGCAAAGGAUUUAGGGGAGAAUGGGUUCGGCCACGAGCUCAUGAGCCCCGCUGGAACAAAUCGAAGCCGGCAAAGUCUCAUUUUUACCUUCCUUAAGCUGGGUCUAGUCGUCUUUAUCGUACUUUCGCUCUCUAGCUCCCUCUAUUGGGCCAUCUCCAUCUCCACCUCCUCUAGGGGCAACAUCCACCACGGCUACCGGCGCCUCCAGGAACAGGUUGUCGCUGAUCUCACAGAGAUCGGAGAGCUCUCGCUUGGAAUUGCACGGUUGAAAGAUUUGGAAUUCUGCCCGCCUGAGUAUGAGAACUAUGCCCCUUGUUAUAACAAUGUCUCCGAGGAUUUUGAUUUGGUAGAUCCCCUGGUGCCAAUUGAGUAUGAAAGAAACUGUGUUCCUGAUGCCAAGAAGGGUUGUUUGAUUCUUCCUCCAAGGAACUACAGAAUUCCACUGAGGUGGCCAGGUGGGAGGGACAUCAUUUGGAAGGAGAAUGUCAAGAUCACCGGACACGAAUUCUCCUCUGGGAGCUUAACCAAGAGGAUGAUGGUGGAGGAAGAGCAGAUCUCUUUCCGUUCUGGCUCCCUCAUGGUUGAUGGUGUAGAAGAUUAUACUCAUCAAAUAGCAGAGAUGAUUGGGUUGCCGAGCGAAUCUAACUUCAUCGAGUCUGGGAUAAGAACUGUUCUAGACAUAGGGUGUGGUUUUGGAAGCUUUGGAGCACAUCUCUUCUCAAAGCAGCUCUUGACCAUGUGCAUCGCAAAUUAUGAGGCAUCGGGUAGUCAAGUUCAACUAACACUCGAGAGAGGCAUUCCUGCCAUGAUCGGUUCAUUUUCAUCAAGACAGUUGCCAUAUCCGUACCUUUCUUUUGAUAUGCUGCACUGUGCAAGAUGUGAGAUUGAGUGGGAGAAAAAUGAUGGUAUUUUCCUAGUUGAAGUCGACAGACUUUUGAGACCUGGGGGUUACUUUGUCUGGACUUCGCAAAUGAAUACUCAUAGAUCCCAACGUGAAAAAGAAAAUCAAAAGAAGUGGUCACUGAUUCAUGAUUUUGCUGAAAAUCUUUGCUGGGAUAUGUUGUCACAGCAAGAUGAAACAAUUGUCUGGAAGAAGACUAGCAGAAGGAAAUGUUACAGUUCUAGGAAGGCUGGACCUGCAGUUUGUGGUAGAAGCCAUGAUGUUGAAUCUCCAUAUUACCAACCACUCAAUCCCUGUAUAGCAGGGACAAGAAGUCGGCGGUGGAUUCCCAUCGAGUGUCGUACACCCUGGCCUUCUCGAGCUAGACUGAAUUCAACUGAACUUGAUAUACAUGGAAUACACCUUGAGGACUUCGCUGAGGAUGCUGCAAAUUGGAAUUCGGUGAUUCAUAAUUUUUGGUCACUUCUUUCACCUCUUAUAUUUUCGGAUCAUCCAAAGAGACCUGGUGAUGAGGACCCAUCCCCGCCAUUUAACAUGCUUAGAAAUGUUCUUGAUAUGAAUGCUCAUUUUGGUGGUUUUAAUGCUGCUUUGUUGGAUGCCGGAAAAUCCGUGUGGGUGAUGAAUGUUGUGCCUACAAGUGGCCCGAACUAUCUCCCAUUGAUUUUCGACAGGGGGUUUAUUGGUGUUCAGCAUGAUUGGUGUGAAGCAUUUCCAACGUAUCCAAGAACUUAUGAUAUGGUGCAUGCUGAUGGAUUGCUGUCUCUCGAGACUCGCCAAAAGCAUAGGUGUUCCAUGCUCGACAUCUUCUUAGAGAUUGACCGCAUUCUACGACCCGAGGGUUGGGUGAUAAUCCGCGAUGCGGCACAUCUUGUUGAAGCUGCUAGAUCAAUGACAACACAGCUGAGAUGGGAUGCCCGCAUGGUGGAGCUCGACAGUAGCAGUGACAAAAAGCUCCUGGUUUGUCAGAAGCCGUUCUUUAGGAAGCAGCAGUAACUCAUACAAUUACAACAGCUCGGCAUAGGAUAAAUCAUUGGUCACAUGUGGAUGGUGGUUUCCAUAAAUUUCUCAUCAUGCAAAAGGUAGAAUCAGAAGCAAGAACACAGACAGUGGUGAGGCGAAGAUUCUUCAACAACCAAUGUUGCACUCCUGCGGAACCGCAAGGUUCGCAUGGGCUAUGUAAUUAGGCAAUAAAUUUGCAUCAGAGAGCAUAGGGUAGGUCAAGUUUGCCAUGUUUGGCAUAAAUAUAUGAACAAGCAGCCUAAAAAUUUAUGUUGCUAAGAAGUAUACUGGUUAAGGAAUGACUGCUGUAAUUUACAUGGUUGAAGGCAGAGAGCCAGCAAAAAACUAUUCUUUUUCUCUUAUUAA